This is a messenger RNA of Zymoseptoria tritici IPO323, 2313 nucleotides long. RefSeq lists its product as uncharacterized. The transcript has 4 exons. Bases 1 to 2313 code for a protein of 770 amino acids. The record is from RefSeq and is a predicted model, not a curated record. Gene Ontology annotation, molecular function: RNA binding. Lineage: Eukaryota; Fungi; Ascomycota; Dothideomycetes; Mycosphaerellales; Mycosphaerellaceae.
AUGGAAUCCUCACGCAUAUUUGUGAAAGGACUGCCUCCCACAUUCACCGAGGCGGAGUUCCGAAAGCACUUCUCACAAGCCGAUCGUGAGGUGACGGAUGCAAAGAUCUUCCCGAAUAGAAGAAUCGGCUAUGUGGGUUACAAAACGCCCGAAGACGCUCAAAAGGCCGUGAAGUAUUUUAACAGGACUUUCGUCCGCAUGAGCCGUAUCGGAGUGGAACUGGCACGACCGAUCGAAGAGUCGAAGAGCGUCCGAGGCGGAGCACCAACAGCGCGACGCGAUGUGGUUGCUCAGGAAGCCGCCAACAACGAGAACAACCUCAAGCGCAAGCGAGAGAGCAACGUGCCGGAGAAAGAGAAGGACCCCAAGUUGCAGGAGUUCCUAGACGUGUACAAGCCGAAGAGCAAGAAGAAUGCAUGGGAGUCGGAGAAGUUGCCCGUGCCGGCCGUGGAAACGGAAAUGUCAGAGGCAAAGGAUGUGACCGUAGUGGCGGAUGCACCCAGCGACAACGAAUACGAGACUGUUCCGAAGAAGGCGAAAAAGAGCAAGCAGGAGCACGCCGUAACAGAAACCUCCGAUGGCGCACCCCAAGAAGAGGUCGCGCGCGUACCUGUACGAACCUCGAAGCCAGAUGACCAAGUUACGAACCCCGAAAUAUCCAUACCGACUCCACCCAUGGAUGACAAUGAAGCGCAGGAAGCGUCGGGCGAUGUAGAGAUCGAAGCCGUACGCUCGAGCAUGCGGCUGUUCGUACGAAAUCUUCCCUUCAACGUGCAGAAGGAAGACCUGCAGGCGGAGUUUGCUUCAUACGGCAACUUGGAAGAGGUGCACGUUCCUUUGGACCCGAAGACUGGCGCAGGGAAAGGAUUCGGCUAUAUCCAAUUCAGCAAUCCGGAUUCCGCUGAGCAGGCUUUUGUCGAUCGAGAUGGUCAGACAUUCCAGGGUCGGCUAUUACACGUCCUCCCUGGCUCGGCCAAGCGAGAGAACAAAUUGGACGACUUCGAAUUGUCAAAGCUUCCACUGAAGAAGCAGCAGCAGAUCAAGCGAAAGCGUGAGGCUGCAACCUCGACAUUCAAUUGGAACGCACUGUACAUGAACGCCGAUGCGGUGGUAUCUAGUGUCGCUGAUAAGCUAGGCUUGUCGAAGUCAGAGGUCCUGGACCCGACCAGCAGUGAUGCCGCCAUUAAGCAAGCUCACGCAGAAACCCACAUCAUCCAGGAGACAAAAUCUUUCUUCAAGCAGCAAGGUGUCGAUUUGGAUUCGUUCAAGCGAAGUCAGCGCGGAGACACGGCAAUACUUGUAAAGAAUAUUCCAUCUGACUGCAGUCGUGACGAGCUCAAGCGUUUGUUCGAGGAGCAAGGAGAUGUAAAGAAAUUCCUCAUGCCGCCUGCGGGAACUAUUGCCAUCGUGGAAUUCCUCAACGCGGCGCAAUGCAAGGCUGCGUUCGCCGCGCUUGCUUACCGAAAGGUGAAGAGUUCGGUACUCUUCCUCGAAAAGGCACCCAAGGAUGUCUUCGCUGGCAAACCCAUUGGCGAUGGCGUGUCACAGGCCCAGGAUGGAGUCAGCAAGGUAUCUACUUCGGACUUGAAGGAUCCUGAUCAGACAGUUGCCGAGACUGGCGGUACGGCCACACUGUUCGUCCGUAACCUGAAUUUCUCCACCAACAACGCUGUCUUGACGGAGACCUUCAAACCACUUGAUGGAUUCUUGUCUGCGCGAGUCAAGACAAGGACCGAUCCUAAACGACCAGGAGAGAUCCUCAGCAUGGGAUUUGGCUUUCUCGAGUUCGCCAGUGCCAGGCAAGCACAGGCUGCAUUGUCAGUCAUGGACGGCUACUCACUCGAGGGUCACAAGCUGCAAAUACGGGCAAGCCACAAAGGCGCCGACGCGGCCGAGGAGCGAAAGAAAGCAGACGCUGCGAAGAAAGCCGCUGGGCGAGGGACCAAGCUUCUCAUCAAAAACCUGCCGUUUGAAGCCACCAAAAAGGAUGUUCGCGCUCUGUUUGGUGCUUACGGGCAAUUGCGCAGUGUCCGCGUGCCAAAGAAGAUGAACAGUGCCGCUCGUGGAUUUGCAUUCGCAGACUUCACAACUGUCAAGGAGGCACAGAGCGCCAUGGAAGCUCUCCGCGACACGCAUUUGCUCGGACGCCGUCUCGUCAUCGACUUCGCUUCUGAGGAUCCUGAAGACGCCGAAGCCGAGAUCGAGAAGAUGCAGCAAAAGGUCGGAGCACAGGUCAACAAGGUCGCUCUGCAGAAGCUCACAAGUGGCGGACGCAAGAAGUUCACCACCCAGGCCGAGGACGACGAUGCUUAG